GCUAUGUCUAGGUAAUUGUUAGAUAAUAGUUUCUGGAUCACAUCAUGGACCAAAUUGUUUUUAGGGAACCUUAAGCCCCUUUUGGAAAGAAUGCUUUGUCAUAGGUUAUUCGCAAAACAUUGCUUCUGAUUGUCAUUCAGACAGAAACAUUCCAACUUGUAAGAGAUGAUUCUUAUACUAACAAUGAGAAUUGGAACCAUUAUGUAAGCAAAACAUAAGGUCAAACUGCCUUGCCAGCUUGAAAAGUUUGGUGUCGUCUCAACUGAAACCAAAAGCUGAGGUGGAAGAAUUCCAAGUGUCUGAAGUGUGAUUAAGAUUCUCCAUGAAGAAGGAAGCAUGAUCGCCUUCAUGAACAAUUCUGACAGUGAAGAGGAACCUUGCAAUGAAAGGACAUCAUUGAUGUCAUCUGAAAGCCCCCUUCUGCCUUCAUAUCAUGAUGGAGCACAAGCACCUGAAGCUAUAGAAACGCUUUCCCACAGGAAUAGACGUACUGGCAGCACUAGCAGCUCUAAUAAAGUGGAGGGACAUGGGCCUGAUCCAGAAAGAGCAGCAAAAGGACAUAUUGUGCUGGAUAAUGAAGAAGAAGAGUUGACCUUAAAAUAUGGAGCAAAGCAUGUGAUCAUGCUGUUUGUGCCUGUAACACUGUGCAUGGUGGUAGUUGUUGCAACCAUUAAGUCAGUCCGUUUCUACACUGAGAAGAAUGGGCAACUGAUUUAUACCCCCUUCAGUGAAGAUACCCCCUAUGUGGGCCAGCGUCUACUGAGCUCUGUGUUGAAUACCAUCAUCAUGAUCAGUGUUAUUCUAGUGAUGACCAUCUUUUUGGUUUUGCUGUACAAAUAUCGUUGCUAUAAGUUCAUUCAUGGGUGGCUGAUUCUCUCAUCGCUGAUGCUUUUGUUUCUCUUCACUUACAUCUAUCUUGGCGAAGUACUCAAGACCUACAACGUGGCUAUGGAUUACCCUACCCUGUUCUUUGUCAUCUGGAAUUUUGGAGCAGUUGGGAUGAUUUGCAUCCACUGGAAGGGGCCUUUGAAACUUCAGCAAGCCUAUCUCAUUAUGAUCAGUGCCUUGAUGGCUUUAGUUUUCAUUAAGUACUUGCCAGAGUGGUCAGCUUGGGUCAUCCUGGGAGGCAUCUCUGUUUAUGACUUGAUAGCAGUUUUGUGUCCAAAGGGACCUCUCCGAAUGUUGGUGGAAACAGCACAAGAGAGAAAUGAGCCAAUAUUUCCUGCACUUAUUUAUUCCUCUGCUAUGAUGUGGACAAUAGGAAUGGCAAAGCCAGACAAUGCACAAAGAAGGUCUUCUCAGGAGAUACGGGAUCCAGAAGCAGAGACCCAUGACAAUUCUUCAUAUGCUGAGCCUGAAGUUCCAGAAAUGAGAAACUCAACUAUUGAUCAAACUGGCCAACAACUUGGUCAAAUUGCCCGCAACUUUGAGGAAAGCCAGGAGGAGGAAGAAAGAGGAGUCAAGCUGGGUCUAGGAGACUUUAUAUUCUAUAGCGUGCUUGUCGGCAAAGCAGCUGCCACUGCUAGUGGAGACUGGAAUACAACAUUGGCUUGUUUUGUAGCCAUCCUCAUAGGUCUUUGCUUAACUCUUCUAUUGCUUGCAGUCUUUAAGAAGGCACUACCUGCUCUUCCCAUCUCCAUCACCUUUGGCCUGAUCUUCUACUUCUCAACAGAUUAUCUCAUGCAACCUUUCAUGGACACCCUUGCAGCUCAUCAGUUAUAUAUCUAAGAAUAAUGGUGAUCCUGUUUAAGAGCUUCCACGGGCAGCAGGCCAAUUUUCAGUGGAUAAAACCUUGUGAAUUUUACUCUUAAUUCCAUACCUAUUUCACAGGAAACACUAAAAAAAAAAAACAGUUUUGCUAGUUUCCCCUGGAACUUUGCAGCUGGUUCUUCAGACUAUUAAUGCUGCAGGUAUCAGAAUCUAUGCAGCCUGAACUGACUUGCACGUAUUCAGAGCUGUGUUCACCCAGAUCGUUUGGAGCAUAGAAUUAUUAUUGAUGACCUUCCUCUUCAUAUUUUUCAUAUAUUAAUUUUUUACUUUGUGUAGAAGGUAGAUUGAUUGCAUUACCUUAAGGUAAAAUGGAGAAUCUGUCUUGAGAGAGCAUUGGUAUUGAGAAGUUUAAAGUCCACUUUAUAUAAUUGCACAGUAAUAAUAAUACAGGGUAUUUUUUUAACAUUGAAAAAGCACUCUUUGAGAGAAAUACAAUUCAAGUACAUAUACUGACAAUAUACUGUCUGAAAGGAGAGCAGAGUAUAGGGAGUUGUGGUUUCUACAACUACACCACUAAAAGUGGGCUGUUCAAAUCUCUUAUACAAUAACAGCUAACCAUGGGCUAUCGUGGAACUUUUGACAUUCCUGGUUUCCACAGUAAAAUCAGCAAGAAGCAAAUUGCAAACAGCAGAACUGUUUUACUGAUCCUUUGCUUGUUCCACUGGGAGGCUUGAUGCUGACAUAGAUUAGUUUACCUUCCAGGUACUCUAAAUGAAGGUAUCUUAAUCUCUGGCUAUGUUCCCAUAUCAUUCAUAGCCAGAUUUCAUGUAACUAUGAUUUGCUGAAUAAUUGGCUGGAUUCAUGUUAUUAAUUAAGUCACAAAUCAUGAUUGAUAUUUAUGGGUUCAACAUGCUUAGCAACCUCAUAUUGCAUUUUAUAUCCUUUCAAUAUCCUUUCAAUUAAAAACAAAACGAGAAGUAAAAUGAUGCAAAGCACUACUCUGUAGGUUUUUAUAGUGAUGGGACACAAUCUUGCCAGUUAGCCUUCUGUUAAAUGACUGCUUGUAUCCCUCAUUGCAACCAUUUGUGGGAACGUCUGUAAACUGUUCUCAAAGUUCUAAAUGUUUCACAGCUCACAAAGAUUAAUGUGGCCUUAAACUGGGUUCACAUAAUAUACUAUGCCAAAAUUCAAAUAAAUCACAUUAUGUGUAUAAUGUGUGAAACCAUGUCACACGCUCAGUCCCAUCUGCCCAUUCUGUAAUCACAAUAGUUUAUUUGGCAUUGCUCAUGUAAACUUGGGGAAAAUGACCCAAGGAAAAGAGAACUCAUGGUAUAGUUAUAAUUCCAUUAUUGAAUAAUCCCAUAAUGACCCCAUAAUAACCCCAUAAAUAAUGGCAAACAAGUUCUCUUUUCUUCUCCUCCUAGAUUGGAUAGCAUUAGUGUGACCAAGAAGCCAUCCUAUAGAGAGUUGAGACUUGAUCAGUGGAGUAAAUCAGGACUGCUUUAAUUCCUUAAUCAUGAAUCCUCUGGAGGUUUAUCUUGUACUCCAUCAAAGGAUGACUUUUUAUGCCUGUUAAUAAAACUAGAUUGGGUUUUGCUAGCAGUAAGAAUUCUGGAAGUACGGACAGUUUGUCUUGCCCUGGUUCCUGAUCUUCAGAAAGUCUUACGCUUAGAGUAAGAGGCUUUUAUGCAUAAAGCAUGAUACGCAAAAGUCUAAUUCACUAUAUUUCUUUUAUUUAAAACAGAACAAGAGCACAUGUAAAGUUGGCUGAAGUAUAUAUAGUGGUACGUACAGUAGUACAUGUAGAUACUGUAUAUGCUAUGCAACAUCUUUUUAAUUAAAAAAGAUAAUUUCCCAUAAAAUCAAUACUUUAUUACUAUCAGAAAAAAAAAUAAAGGGGGAAAUGAAAUAUUAGCUUGUUAUAGUUCUCAAAAUUGAGUUCUUGCUGAAAAUAGUAUUGGCUGCAAAAGUAAUAUUUCCAUUUCAACUCCUUUCAUUUCUCCCACAAAAUCUCUUAAUAUUUUGUUGCAUCAGAACUAUUGUUCUGCCACAUUUUUUAUUAGACCAACUUGGCACAGGAAGUUUUAUUCCAUUCCAUUUUUCUAUGCAGCCCCACAUAAAAUAGAGCCAGAGGAGCUUCAAUGAUAUUGAAAGUUAUAAAAAGAGAUUUGAUACAUUAAAGUAGAUUGCAGUUCAUUUUCAGUGGUUUCUUAUGUAGAUAGAUACAUUACAUACUACAUAUUUUAUGUAGAUAGAUACGUUACAUACCUAUUAUGUGAACUGUAAGUGAGGAUCAGUAUAUUGUCUCUAUUAAUUUAUUGUGUGCUUAUUGUUUAUUCCUCACAAUGCAUGUUCCUGCAUUUCUACCCUAGAGAUUCCUUUCUGACAAGUCAGUGCAUUUAGAUAUCUCUUUGCAUAGACAAAGUACUUAUUUUAGGGGAAGACAAGCAUUUUGCCCACCUACAUCAGAUUAUUUCUUAUCUUAGUAGUAACACGUGGAGCUAAUGCUGGGAAACUGGAGCCUUAAAAGGAGAUUCUUACCAGCUAGAUUUAGGUUCCUUGCUUCAGUGAGAUGUAAAUAUUUUAUUGUUUUAGAUAAAAUAACUGCAUAAUUGUUUAAUCUGUUCAACCUGAAAAAAAUGCUAAAGCUGUAAAGCUUAGAAUUCCACUUUCCACUUUGGAACUUCUUAGUAAAAACAACUUAGCUUUGGCUUUCCAUUGAGUUAUGUUGGGAAGAGAAGGUCACUUUAGAAGUGUUUUUAGGAAUACUAUACUUUUUUAAUUUAAAAGUGAAUUAUUUUGGAACUAUUAUAGCUCAUAAUAAAAUUGAAAGGUCACAUUGGGCUUAUUAUAAAAAUUAGUCUAAAUAAGAAAUAGCUAAUUCAAGCUUCUUUCUAGGGACAUCUUUCAUUGUAGGAUUUGCUUAUUGGUGCUUUAUGCUUGUUUUACUGGAAACCUGAGGGUUUUUUUUUUUUAGAUGUUACCUUUUGUGAAAAACUUCCUUGAUUUAAGUGCAAAGGAAUAAAGAAUUGACCUUGAAUAUAUAUUUCCUGAAUAUUUUACAGGUAAUAAACUAGAUUUGAGGCCAGUCCAAGGUAGAAAAACCCAGUAGUGCACCCUAUUAUUUCAUAUCUUAAUUUAUUUCACAUGCUGAGAAGAAUUCCAUUACCAUUAGUGACACUGACGAGGGUUAACAGGAACUGUACCCAAGCACAUCUCUAGGGCACCAGUUGGUAAAUGUGAAAUGUGCUCCUUGAACCAUAUCUGAUUUGCUAUGCAUUUGGCCUACAGUGAUUAGCAUAUACCAUAUUUAAUGCUAUAAUCCUAUAUCAUCUUAAGCGGAAUUAUAUGGUAAGGAAGAAUUCAUAUCUAGCUAAAUACAGAUAGUCCUUGACUUACAAUUGAACCCAAAAUUUGUUGUUAAGUGAGACAUUUAUUAAGUUAGUUUUGCCCCAUUUUACAACCUUUCUUGACACAGUUCUUAAGUGAAUUAUUGCAGUUGUUAGGGGACACGAACUGUCAUAAAUGUGAGUCAGUUGCCAGCGGUCUGAAUUUUGAUCAUGGGGAUGCUGCAAUGGUCAUGUGAAAAAUGGUGAUAAGUCACUUUUUUCAAUGUUGUAACUUUGAACCGUCACUAAAUGAACUGUUGUAAGUUGAGGACUACCAGUACUUCCGUCCAGGGCCAGGGCGGAGAAUUUAGAUCUUUAAGAUGUUAAAAUAAUUCCAGCAGCUUAAAUCAGAAGGAUAUUCCUUGUGUAGCAAUAUUUAGUUGUACAAGGGAUGUUUCAAGUCUAGUUCCAACAGGUCACAUUCUCUUCGUUUAAGUGUCCUAUGCAGUCCCAAAUAGCAAAUCAAUAAAAUGAAUAUUGCACUUAAAAUCCCUGCAAGUUCUUAUUGCCAAUGCAAGCAGAAUUAAGAUGUGUCAUCUUUUUGCUGAGAAGCAAAACUUUACAGUUGGCCAGUACGUGCAAGUAUUUGAGGUCACAAGUAUAUCUAAGCAUGUGUGUUUUGUAUAUAUAAUGGACUUUUGGUCACAUUUUCUCUAGGGCAGAAAAGACUUGCAAAUUUUAAAAUGUUUUAAUAGGACUUUUCUUAACCAUUUUGAAAUCUUUAUUCCAAAAAUCCAUUAAAUACUGUACAUGUCUCAUUUGUUUCCUUUAGAAUGACUUUAGUAUAGGACAGAAUUUGAAUGCAUCCAGUGCAGCCUUUGGCUUAAAAAUAAGUGUGGGCUUAGUCCAGUGGGGAAAUCCAAUUUUUUUUACUACCGGUUCUGUGGGCGUGGCUUGGUGGGCAUGGCAGGGGAAGGAUACUACAAAAUCUACAUUCCCACCCCACUCUGGGGCCAGCCAGAGGUGGUAUUUGCCGGUUCUCCGAAUUACUCAAAAUUUCCACUACUGGUUCUCCAGAACCUGUCAGAACCUGCUGGAUUUCACCCCUGGCUUAGUCAAUGCCUAGGUGAGAAAUAAUUAGGAAAGUUUCUCUCUCUCCCUAUAUGUGCUUAAUAACAAUGUUUUAUAAUAUAUUAAUUUUGCAUAAAUUAAUUAGUAAAGUCUGGACAACAGAAACAACCAAAAAUCUGUUUGAAUACAUUCCUAAGUUGCUGGGUUCUCAUGAUGGACAUAGUAUGUGUGCAGGGACAGUGCAAAUAUACAGAAUAUGUACAGAAAAUUAUUCUUAAAAUAUGAUUAUUGAAAUAUGAAUACAAUAAAGUGAUGGUAUAACUACCAAGGACUGUU
Pantherophis guttatus is the source of this 6446-nucleotide messenger RNA. RefSeq names its product presenilin 2 (gene PSEN2). Lineage: Eukaryota; Metazoa; Chordata; Lepidosauria; Squamata; Colubridae. Gene Ontology annotation, molecular function: aspartic endopeptidase activity, intramembrane cleaving. The record is from RefSeq and is a predicted model, not a curated record. Gene Ontology annotation, biological process: Notch signaling pathway; amyloid-beta formation; protein processing. Gene Ontology annotation, cellular component: membrane; gamma-secretase complex.